This is a messenger RNA of Lactuca saligna, 906 nucleotides long. The record is from the annotation of a GenBank genome assembly. Lineage: Eukaryota; Viridiplantae; Streptophyta; Magnoliopsida; Asterales; Asteraceae.
UCCUAUUAAGAGGUUGAUUCUGGAUGUCCAAGAACAUUUUUACGCUCUUAAUUAGUGUGACUGAAUCCAUAAGACAUGAAAGGAGUCUGAACGAUUUUUUUUUGUCUACCGCCCUUUCCCUAAAAAAAAACACGUCGCCACUUUUUUCUUCCUCUUCCUACACAUCGAAAACUGUCCUCCCCCAUUAUCCCUCUUCUCUUCUCAGGCGACUACACCUUCUCUCUACCGCAUCCGGCAGCGCCGCUCCGCCUCCGUCUUCGCUUCCUCUCCCUUCGUCGGAAACGAGCAUGGCAAUGAAUUGCAUAAAGUCGUUGAGAAAUGUUGGUGUCACUAACAGUGGAUUAGGAAGCUGUAGAACAUUUGCUGUUGGAGGUAAGGCGAAAAAGGGUAAAGGUGGAGGGGCUUCUGAUGCUCCAAAGCAGUCGAGUUUAAGCAAAGAAGUGAAAUCUACAACAGUUGUAGGGGCAAAUAUCCUCAAGGAGGGGACUGACCCUAAAAUACUUGCAGAUUCUGAGUAUCCAGAGUGGCUGUGGCAUCUUCUGGAUAAAAAACCUGCACUGAGUGAGCUUAGAAGGAAGAAUAUUGAAACUCUUCCAUAUGAAGACCUCAAAAGGUACAGCUCUCUUUGGGUGCUUGCAGUGUACCGACAACCUCUGCUUUUUCUGUACGCGGUGUAAAUUUUUUGAUAUUUUUCGAUCUUUUUCUCUUUAUUCUACUUACCGGCAACACCUACUAUCAAAUCUUGCGUCCGUCCCUGAUUGAUGAGGUGUUUGGGGUUGUUAAUACUUAUGUCCAUCGCGGCCUCGACUGCUUGGUUGCAUAUUUUUUGUGGUUUGACUUAUGUUUUGUAUUUCGAACAUCGUAACUUCUUCAUACGAUAUCUGAUUUUAACGAUUUUUAUAUUUA